Messenger RNA from Lathyrus sativus (Indian pea), 402 nucleotides. The record is from the annotation of a GenBank genome assembly. NCBI's taxonomy places the organism in Eukaryota, Viridiplantae, Streptophyta, Magnoliopsida, Fabales, Fabaceae.
AUGCCCACCCCCAACUUUGACCAAACCAACCCUUAUUUCCCAUAUCCUACAUUCAACACGACCUUCUCUCAACCCGCCUCAACCUUCACGCCUGAUGACGUCUACAUUCCAGCCAUUCAACAAACCCAAGCCGAAACCUACCCACAACCACCACAACCAUCACAUUCAUUCCAACAUUUUUUGCUGACAGAGGAGCAACUGAUGCAAAUGCCGGAUUUUAACAUCGAUGAUAUUCUCGAUGAUCAACCAGGACCCUCUUCAAGGCAGACAAACCCCCCGACAACACAUCACAAUGAAGAUUUGUCUUCCGACUCAUCUCAAUCAACUGCAAACGAGCGUUUGGGCAGAGGAUACCGACAGCGAAGGCCCCCUAGGUGUGGAACUGGGGGUCAUCUUCGAUGA